This is a messenger RNA of Dunckerocampus dactyliophorus (ringed pipefish), 3297 nucleotides long. RefSeq lists its product as uncharacterized. The record is from RefSeq and is a predicted model, not a curated record. Gene Ontology annotation, cellular component: cytoplasm. Gene Ontology annotation, molecular function: MAP kinase tyrosine/serine/threonine phosphatase activity; protein tyrosine/threonine phosphatase activity. The transcript has 4 exons. NCBI's taxonomy places the organism in Eukaryota, Metazoa, Chordata, Actinopteri, Syngnathiformes, Syngnathidae. The coding region runs from base 465 to 1640 and encodes 391 amino acids. Gene Ontology annotation, biological process: negative regulation of MAPK cascade; protein dephosphorylation.
ACACUUCCGGGUUAGCUUCCGCUGCUCGGCUGGCGGAGCAGUUUGCUAGCCGGCUAGCAGUCACUCCAUAAAAUGAAUUUAAAUACAUUUACAGCGUGUCGCCGAUGUGGAAGAGUGUUUUUGAUUAGUUCGACAUGCCACUGUUGGUGUUGUAGCUUCAAGGGGCCACACAAGCGCGACCAUGCUAGCGAGUGGUGGAUGGAUGAUUAGCUGCAAUCGCUGUCAUUCACUAACAUGCUAGCAUCCUCAGUAUCGCGUUCAUUCCGAGUUUGAGCUGUAUUAUGUGCUAUAUUGCGGCUGUGAAUCCCAUGAAAGAAUAUGAUUCGCGCACACUGAGCUAGCAGCUUGGUCCGGACUAAGCGGCUCAUGCACUCAAGUCCGUCCCAUGGAGGUGAAGUGUUGCUCGGCUUGCUCAAGAUGACGCGCUCCCGUCGCCGGCUGCUUGUGUGUGCAGGAGGCCGAACAUGGACGCCCGGGAGGAGUGGAGCGUAAAGCUGAGCGUACAAAAACUGCCGGAUGAAAAAGUGCAACAUGGACGGCGAGGACUGGUGAGCUCUCUUCACAAACUCUUCAGGAACCCCAACACGCUGCAGAUUCACUCCAUCAGCCGCCUCGAAUGUGCUAGUCUCUCAGGUUCCUGCCCAAAUCUGAUGAUGAGUAGAAGAGAACUUGCAGAAGUGCGACGGCCAGUCCCAGUGGCCCUCACCCCCCAACUGCCCCCCAGGGUGCACCGGCCUCUCUGCAUGUCGGUGUCAUCGGACAGCAGUGGGCGCUUCCGGGCUCUGGAGACGCAGGAGUGGAAGAACAACCUGAAAGCGCAGAUGGAGCAGGCGCACAGUGCCGGCGCCGCCAGCAGCACGGGCUCUCUUGAGCGGGCCUCUCUGUUCUGCGCCUCUAGCGGUCCAGCUGAGGUCCUCAACAAGAAUAAGUCCUCUAGCCGCUUCUCUCUUUUCUCACCGCCAUGGAACAGCAGCUCCGAGUCGGACUCCAACCCUCCGUCGCGUUCCGGCUCCAAGAAGCUGCGCAACUACAGCAGGAGGGCGGCCACGGGCCCAGCAGGAGCCCGUGGCCCCGACACGCCUGAGCCCACAGGCGGUGGCCCGCAGCAGGUGCAGUACUUUGAGCCGCUCAUCUCCAAGGUAACGGACUACAUCUUCGUAGGCAACCUCAACGCAGCGUACAACGGCCGCGUACUUUGCCGCAACAACAUCGACAGCAUCAUCGACAUGAGCGGGGAGCCGGGGGAGGCGAGGCCGAGCCUCAGCCUCAUCCCGUGCACGUGCUCCCGUGGCGCCCGCCACAGCUGGUCCCGCCUGAAGGUGGACAUUGGCGAUGUGAAGCAGCGCUGCUUUGAGGACAUCAACGACUGCAUAGACGCCUCAGCUCAGAAGAGGAAGCGCGUCCUGGUCCACUGCCGCGACGGCUUCUCGCUGGCGCCCACCUGCGUCAUCCAGUACCUGAUGCUGAAACGCAACAUGAGGCUGAUCGCCGCCUACGAGCUGCUGCGCACCAAGUACCCUCUCAACAUCCGAGAGUGCCACCAGAACCUUCUGGUCAGCCUGGAGAGGGCUCUACAACCCGGAGACGUCGACCCACAGAGCUUCAAACAAGCCAUCUCCAGGAAAGUGGCCUGGACCUGACCCACUUUCCUGUUGUUCUCAGCAACAUUCCUGCUCUUCUCCCGCCUCCCGUGGAGGGUGGUAAAAGCUCUGACGUCACCCAUGAAAACAUCGCUAGAACAUUUUUCUUUGAGUCAGCGCCGUCAGAACCUCUCAGGAGAUCAGUGUGUGCUUCUUCUGGUACCAGGUGGUUUCUUAUCCUUGUGUGAGCGUUUCUUCUCUAAGAAAUCUAUUGUUUUUUAUUCUGGUUAGAUGUUUGUGUAGAUGUUACGAUCCAGUCAACAACAACCAGCCAGGCUUGGUUCUUGUGAGUCUGUUCACAAAAAAAGACUUUGAACACAGGAGUGACUAAGACCACCCUGUUUUAGUGCUGUCCUCUGUGAGGAAGAACACUUGCUUGGUUCUGAUCAGCACCAUUUGGACCUCUGUAUUCUGAAUCUCCAUUUUGCACAACAUGCAAACUUUUGUGUUGUUAAAUUUAAUAUUGUUGAUGCUUGUUGUUGGACUUUGACUGCGACAGAAGGAAACACGGUUCUUCUAAACCAGGGGUGUCCAAUGUGCGUCCCCGUGUCCAUCUUCAGCCCGCAUCUUGAAAGUAAUUACAGUAAUCCCUCGGCAUUCUUCCACUCUAUCAUGUUUUUUCAAAAGUAUAUUGAAUAUGGCUUUUUAGUAAAAAAAAAUAAAAUACAUAUGUAAGCAAAUUUUAGUUUAGUUUUUUUUUUAAAGCUAAAGUUGAAAUGCAGGGCAUUCAGAAGACACAUUCAAACGUUGGGAUGGUAUGAAGUAUUCUACAGUGGUCACUAGGUGUCACUGAUCUUGAGUGAGACACACAAGCGCCAGACUUGAUGGGCGGAACAACAGGCUUUUAUUGCAGUUAUGAAUGAUCUCACAGCAGGCAAAAUAAUAAAAAUGAAACUUUGAACCCCUGACGUCACUUCCUGUCCGCCCCCCACCCGGCUUCCCUGCAACCUGAACACAUUUUCAGCAACACACAUGAGCACGAGCCUUAUAUAUGUUUUAUGUCUUAUCUUUAUAUUGGUUAAUAGGAGUGUAAAGGUGACUAUAGGGGUGUUAUUUCAUGUCUAGAGGACUAAUGUUUAAAAAAAAAAGUAUCUAGAUAUCUAGAAGGUGGUAAGCAGGUUUUCUAUGCUAUACCAAAAUAUUCCAUUUAUAAAAAAGGAAUCCUGGAACCAGUUAACUGCCAUAAAUGAGGGAUUGCUGUAGUAGUGAAGUGACAUCCACAUGGUUGGAUAUCAGUGUAUAGUGAAAUAGUUAGUUAGUUAGAUGAGCCAUUACAGGUAAACGCUGUUGCUCCCUCAGUGGAAAAAGUUGGACACCCCUGGUCUAGAUGGUCAAAAUGAAUAAAAGUGUAUCAUACCUACACCCAUCCAAUUAGAAUGUUGAGGCAAAAAGUAUGAAAAUGCCAUUUUGGUUUCUUAGUCUUGUGAUAAAACUGCUCGUUUGUCAAUUUUGAAAUACUUCCUGCUACCUUAUGACCAAGCAUAUAUGCAAAUAAUUCCUUCAACAUGGCGUGAAGUGGUCAGCAACGGCUAUGCUAACAACGAGUGAACAAUAUGGCGUCUUGAUUGUGCGGUGACGUGACUUCUUUACACAAUGGCUCUCUCUUGAAAAUAUGCUGAGUGGCGUUUUUCAUUUUUGUCGUGUAUAGAGUGAAAAA